AUGGUCGAGAUCCGCGCGCUCCGCUUCUUCGUCGACUACAAUCAAGACGAGAGCUAUACCCCCACACAUAUCCUGUGGUUUGCCGGCACCGGGGAGCAUAACCUCAUCCAGUUCGCCGAGUCAACCCUCACCAACCCAAGCGGGUGGCAGGACGUACAAGUUGAAGGCAGUGGCGGCGGCAGCGACGGCAACUCGCUAUGUGCGUUUGUAGUGCAGAUGCAGGUCAAAGAAAAUCACCAAAACGGAAAGGACACCCACAUACGCGGGAUCAAGGUGUACGGGUUUGACGAGCGAGCAGAUCCCGGUGAAAUCAAUGCCGUUCAUGAAAUGUCGGUCGAUAUCGACGCAGCGACUGAUCGGGCUACCACUCUGCGUCUCGAAGACGACGACGACGAGGAGGCCCUCUUCCAUCAUCGCGUGGAGUCCAUUGGGAGAAGCCAGAAUGCGCCGCGAUACAAGCCUGGUGAAGGCGGCCUAAGCGUCCCCGACUUCAUGCAGGAUCCGAUCAUUCGAUGA
This is a messenger RNA of Phaeoacremonium minimum UCRPA7, 516 nucleotides long. Its product is annotated as putative anaphase-promoting complex subunit 10 protein. The transcript has a single exon. The record is from RefSeq and is a predicted model, not a curated record. Gene Ontology annotation, cellular component: anaphase-promoting complex. The coding region runs from base 1 to 516 and encodes 171 amino acids. Lineage: Eukaryota; Fungi; Ascomycota; Sordariomycetes; Togniniales; Togniniaceae. Gene Ontology annotation, biological process: anaphase-promoting complex-dependent catabolic process; protein K11-linked ubiquitination.